ACGGUUCCCCAAUUCGUUACUCUUCAAAGGGACUCGGACUGUUCCAAGAUCAAAGCGGAGGAGGACUUGACUCCAACCAGCAAUUGUGUAGAAUCAAUCUAGCGGCAUGCACUCUGUUUUCCCAUCGUAUGCAACCAUUUUCUUCAAAGUGAUCAAUCCUUCAAUGCUGGCCAGUUUCGCAAGACCCUCUCUUGUAAAGCAAGGGUAACAUCGCAUCGUUCCUAGUGGAGGAGUGGCCCAUGAUCAAAAUUGAGAAAGGAAAGCGGUCAAUUUCAAUGAACUCACCGCAAGUGCUUGGCUUAUAUCGGUAGAGCAAUGCUUUUAUAAAUCCCUCUUUGCUCCCCAUAACCUACUUCAUCUUCUACGUGAGAAGUAUCUCCCAUCCGCCUACUCUAAGAACUUCGAAGCUUCGUUGACCCUUGGCGUCAGCAAGGACGAGCGAAAAUGUCGCUGACGCCAAAGAGAUCGUUUUCAAAAGCCUCCCACCGUUUCCCACAUGGCAGAAUUCUCACGUCCGAAGGCAAAAGAUACGUACGAGAAGAGAUUGCCAGAAGAAAAGCGUUGGUAAGAGACCGAAAUAAAAGGCGCGCACAUGGUGGAAAAGUUCGAAGGCUUGAAAAUGGUCUUCUGGAUAUUGAGCGGAAGGGGAGAUAUCCAAAACUAUUUCGAGAAAACGCCAACUCCCCGUUGCUGCGUCUUCCACCUGAGAUACGCAACAUGAUAUUUCGCUACGCUGUAGGCGGGAUGACUUUCGACUUUACCGCGUGCGAACGGCCUUGGCUCCAGAGACUACGUGGCUGGAAGCCGCGGGUCAACAACCCGAUAAAGAAUUGUUUCAGUCUGCUCCGUGUUUGCCGACAAAUAUAUUCCGAGACGGCUCUUCUCCCAUUCUCGGCGAAUACAUUCCAUAUAUCAGAGGACCAACAAGAGGAUUUUGACGACUGGCUCCAGGAUCGGUUGCCCAUUGAGCGAGAUGCAAUCACCAGCCUUCAAUACACUGCUUGCCAACCACUCAUCGUCAGCCCCUUUCCGCGGUCCCAUUGGUACAAAGUAAUGAGCCGUGCUGUCAGCGCACAAUCGAGAUUGAGGUGGCUCAAUCUAACCGUGCGACACUGGCCUUCUAAAAUCAUUUUGAAUGGGAAGGAGGUGUGUCUCCGCCAGUACUAUAAAAAACUGAGAAGCGAAACCCGGAGGGCGAAGAAGCGUAUCGAGGCAGAGCAUAAGGGACUGCAUGUGCGGAUCGAGAUCAAACCGUUGUAGGUAGGACAUCCCGUGUGGAUUCCGUCAAGUCGUAAGUGCUCCGUCAACAAUGCUAUCCUAAUUAGC
Westerdykella ornata is the source of this 1326-nucleotide messenger RNA. RefSeq lists its product as uncharacterized. The record is from RefSeq and is a predicted model, not a curated record. NCBI's taxonomy places the organism in Eukaryota, Fungi, Ascomycota, Dothideomycetes, Pleosporales, Sporormiaceae. The transcript is spliced from 2 exons. Bases 445 to 1260 code for a protein of 271 amino acids.